AUGUCGAUGAAUCGAACGGAUAAUCCAUGGGAAUCCGAACCCUCCAAAACAGGCCUCCUCUCCCUCACCCCAACCCACAGCCUUCACCUAACAACAUCCGGCCCUCUUAGAGAACAACCAAACACACCUCUAAUAAUAAUAAUCCCCGGCCACGCCUCGCAUGCCUCAGAAUGGCUCGCCGUAAACCGGUCAAUUACAAAAUUCGCACGAACAUUGCUCUACGACGGAAGUGGCUACGGACUCAGUUCUGGGAUUAGCCCUAACACCACCGACACCAUAAGCGCAGUGGAUAUAGCGAACGAACUCAACGAUUUGCUUCACACAGCUGGUCUGGAAGGACCGUUUGUACUGGUUUGUCAUUCUUAUGGCGGCAUCAUAGCACGGGAAUUUGUGCAUUUGCAUCGGAAUGAAGUACAGGGGAUGCUCUUUGUGGAUGCAAAUCAGGAGUUGAAUACGAUCGAAGGACCGUGGCCGGCGCCGUAUGUUGAUUCCGUGACUGAGGGGCUGGAUGUUUGGGAUAUUGUGGGUAUUAGUGAAAACCACAACUUGUUGGAGGAUGAAUGGCAGGUGUUGUUGAGCCGGAAUAAGGAGUAUGCUGAAAAGCAUGCGCGGGUUGCGGCUGCAGAGGCGAGAGGGUAUAUUGAUAGUGAAGCGGUGCUUUCAGCGAAGAGAGAUUUUGAUCUGAAAGAUCCCCCGUUUCUUGGGAGGUGUCCUGUGAGCGUCAUCAAGGGACGGACGUUUAGAGAUCUUGAGCUGAUGCUAGAAGCGGGAACGAAAGCUGGAAAUGGCACGGAGGAAGAAAGGAGGCAGUUUGCAGAGGUGAUUGAGACGUAUGAUGCAUACGAUGAGAAGUGGCAGAGGGGAUUGUUGGAGUUGUCAACUAGGUCGAGAUGGGUGAGGGCUGAGAAGAGUGGGCAUAAUAUUCAUUUGACGGAGCCGGAGGUGAUUGUUCAAGAGGUGAGGUGGGUGUUGGAUAACUUCUAA
This is a messenger RNA of Talaromyces marneffei, 984 nucleotides long. RefSeq lists its product as uncharacterized. The record is from RefSeq and is a predicted model, not a curated record. The transcript has a single exon. Lineage: Eukaryota; Fungi; Ascomycota; Eurotiomycetes; Eurotiales; Trichocomaceae. The coding region runs from base 1 to 984 and encodes 327 amino acids.